GCACAGGAUGUUGAUGGCAGGCUGAGCUGUAAAUAUUUUUAGGUAUUUGGUUCCUAUUUUGCUAUACCUAAAUUAAUGAUAGAAAAGAGGAUUUCCACUAGGGUUUUGGUCUGAUUGUUUUUGGAUGUGGGUUACUGGUACCCAGUGGGGAAGAGGAUUGAGACACAGGAGGAGAUGCCUGUGGGGAGACACCCCUACCCGACAGGUGCUGAAUUCCAGGACGAUGUGUGAGGCUGGAGAUGCUCUCUAAGACUGCGAAAUUCAUCACCAGAAGGCUAGUGAGAGAAAGCAAGGGUACCCCCGUGGAGUUGGACCUGACUGUGGCUGGAUAUUCUGCAAGUGGAAGAGCUUCGCGGGAAUCAGUCUUCAUUCCAGAUGUGCAGCACCAUGAGGGCCCUGGUGCCUCUGUUGUCCCUGUUCCUGCUGGGUGGCCAGGCCCAGCAUGGGUCUGACUGGACCUACUCAGAAGGAGCACUGGACGAAGCGCACUGGCCACAGCACUACCCCGCCUGUGGGGGCCAGAGACAGUCGCCCAUCAACCUGCAGAGGACGAAGGUGCGGUACAACCCCGCCUUGAAGGGGCUCAAGCUGACGGGCUAUGAGACCCAGGAGGGCGAGUUCCCCAUGGUCAACAACGGCCACACAGUGCAGAUCAGCCUGCCCUCCACCAUGCGCAUGACAGCAGCCGACGGCACUGUGUACAUAGCCCAGCAGAUGCACUUUCACUGGGGAGGAGGGUCCUCGAAGAUCAGGGGCUCUGAGCACACCGUGGACGGGAUCAGACAUGUGAUCGAGAUUCACGUUGUUCACUACAAUUCUAAAUACAAGAGCUAUGAGACAGCCCAAGAUGCGCCGGAUGGUUUGGCUGUACUGGCAGCCUUCGUUGAGGUGAAGGAUUACCCUGAAAACACUUACUACAGCAGCUUCAUUUCUCAUCUGGCCAACAUCAGGUACCCAGGACAAACAACAACCCUGACUGGCCUUGACAUUCGGGACAUGCUGCCGAAGAACCUCCAGCACUACUACAGCUACCACGGCUCACUCACCACGCCUCCCUGUACCGAGAACGUCCACUGGUUUGUGCUGGCGGAUUUUGUCAAGCUCUCCAGGACACAGGUUUGGAAGCUGGAGAAUUCCUUACUGGAUCACCACAACAAGACCAUCCAAAACGAUUACCGCAGGACCCAGCCCCUGAACCACAGAGUAGUGGAAUCCAACUUCCCGAAUCAGGGCAAGGGCCACCAGGCAUCACGGGAGAAAACAAAAUCCAAGAGUAAAGCUCACGUCAACACGCCACCCCUUGGCUCUGGGCAGCCUCGAAGCCUGAGUUCAAACACAGUGAAGACGCAUAAAGACAAUGUACUGGGCACAUGGAGAGCAUUCUAAGGAAUCAAAAGACUUCCCAAAAAUACGAUAAUAUACUCUAGGCUCCGAAUUCCAGUUUUACCUACGUAAGAUUGAGGAAAUUCUUGAGUACUUAAGAAGAGCAUUGAACUGAGGAAAGCUA
This is a messenger RNA of Cercocebus atys (sooty mangabey), 1507 nucleotides long. RefSeq names its product carbonic anhydrase VI (gene CA6). NCBI's taxonomy places the organism in Eukaryota, Metazoa, Chordata, Mammalia, Primates, Cercopithecidae. The record is from RefSeq and is a predicted model, not a curated record. The coding region runs from base 376 to 1386 and encodes 336 amino acids. Gene Ontology annotation, molecular function: carbonate dehydratase activity; zinc ion binding. The transcript has 10 exons.